Molecule: messenger RNA, 3763 nt
Organism: Culex pipiens pallens (northern house mosquito)
Lineage: Eukaryota; Metazoa; Arthropoda; Insecta; Diptera; Culicidae
Exons: 3
Coding region: 235-993 (252 amino acids)
Source: RefSeq, a predicted model, not a curated record
AGUUCAGAGUGCGAGCAAAUCGCAGUUGGCUGUGUGACUGUGUCGAGUGACAGGAGAAGAUUUUGCUCGUGAAAACCCAAAGUGAAGAAAAAGUUGUCCGAAAUCCCCUUGAAUUUCCGGCGGAACCAGUGCACUGCGAAUCCGUUCCGACGCUCGGAACUAUCUGCGGGGACGUGCACAUUCGUGUUGUGCGAUAGCAACUGCCAACUUUAUCCCGAAUCAACCGAUUUUCAAAUGGCCGAUCAUGUUGGGUCCCGUGGCGGGGGAGCAUCCGGUGGCGGAGGAGGUGCGAUUGGUCCACAGCACUUCGAAGGCAGCAUAGAGGACAUCGACCGGCAGCUGGAGGCUCUUGACCAGGAAAGUGACUCGGACUCGGAAUCGCUGGAGGAACUGGACGCGUGCGAAAACGUCGAAGUGGUGAGCCGUGCCGGAGAUCACGACGAAGCUGGAUCCGGUCCGACACUGGACGUAACGGUUCGCUACACGAUCUGUCUGUUUUGCAAGAAACCGUUCCAGCUGAAGAAGGAACUGAAGAAGCACCUGUUUGAACACAUGAAAAAUCUCAAACCCAUGAAGGAGAAAAAGAUCGUCGAGAAGAAGUUCAAAUGUCACAAGUGCUUCAAGACCUACACCGAAAUGGCUCGCGCCGAAAAGCACAUGGGCAAGUGCAAGAAGGUCUCCAAGCUGCUGCUGGACAUGAGCAAUACGACCCCGGACGGCAACCGGAUACUCGGCGGCGGUACCGGGGACUACGAAGGCGGAGGAGGGGACAAGAAAAAGGGCGGCGGCGGAAAAUUCCGUGAACCUACCUCACCGCGGUCGCUGGUAUUCGACCCGGAAGCCGAGCAGGACGAUCGGUGGGAGCAGCGCGAACGAAACACGGUGGUGCACUUUGACGAGCGGAACCUGGCGCGGGGUGGCAGCACCGACGAUUCACCGACGUCGCCGCCGGCCGGCAGUGGCGGCCAUCAGCAGUUUCAGAGGUGUAAGUAACGUGGCGUAUGACGCCUACCGAAAGACCAAGGAGUGAUCGCUGGAGGAGGAGCUUCCCGCUACGGUCGCCGUCGCAGCAGCAGUGACCGCAAGUCCCUAGGUUUAAGAACCCCAUCCGUACAGUAUAUAUAUAAUUAAAUAGAAAGUUGUAACUUUCCUGCAUAUGUGUGUGUGAGAAUUUGGGGGUUUUGAUAAUAGAGGGAAUUUUGGAUAAUCACAGAAAAACACACACGCACAGAUGCAUCCGGUUGAAUAUUGUAUAUCAAACUCAUGCUCCAAUUAUGAUGUGCAUGUGUGAAUUUGUUUUUGUUUUCUCUCGCAAAAACGAGCUAGAAUAAGACAGCAGAAAGGUAAAUACAAACAACAAAUAUUGCAGAACAAUGGACUCAGGAUUAACAAAAAUUAAACAUAACCACACGCAUAUAUGCAUAAAACAAAUUGAUUUAAGCAAAGAAAUGAAAUAUUCAGCCCCGUUAAAAAUAUCCAUCUUGCGAUAACAGUGUUGUAAUGGUUUAAAGUGCUAUGGGAUAAGUUUAACGUUAAUAUAAAAUAUUACUUUUUAUUUAUUUAAAUUGUUAGUGAGAAUUGUGAUACUUGCCACAUUUAUUAAUUACGAUAAUUAACGAACCUAUAAAAAAAAGUAUAUGUAAGGGAGCAAUUUCACUCACCUAAACAGAAAAUCAUGCAUUCAAUUAAGUGUUUUCAAAGUGCUUCGUUUUCAAACACCAAGAUUAAUUCGAAACACGUCGGAACCUUUUCCCUGUAUUUAUAUAUGUUACGCGAAGCAAAUUCACACAAAAUCACUGGUUCAAAAUUGCACCCCAUGAAAAAAAAACUUGAGACAUUUUCUGCAUUUUGUUUUCGGCUCAAAUUCCAGGUCCAUUCACUCACAAACUAUUACCUUAUGCAACUAUUUUCAAACGUUUUUUUUUUAUCAACAACGUUUGAAAAUAUUUGCAUCAGCCUCAAAAUAUGCAAUCAAAUUUUAAUGGUAACCUCAGCACGGUUAAGAAAGGGCAAGCGUCUCUGGAACGGUUGGACCUGCAGCCAUUCGAAACGGUCCGAUGGUUUUGGGGAUGUCCGUUCUUUAGCGAAACAAACAGAAAUAAAUAUGGUAAAAUCAAGACUCUCGAUACAAUAACUAAAACUAGAGAUAGCAUCUGAAAUCUGAAAUAUCUUUAUCAAGUCCUAACCGAUACAUAUAGUCAACGUACUUUGUAUAACAGAAUAACACAAUCUGAGAAUAUUUUUCCGUUAUUUCCUAACCUUCAACUAAACACGAAAACAUAAAAGCAACAAAAACUAGAAUAGAUACGAAACUCAAUAAAACCAAGAGCAAAUGAAUGUCUUUUUGAUUCGACUAUUGUUGAAAAAGUAGAGUUCGCAGUAAAGCGCUCUAAUGCUCGUUUCAAAAUACAGAUGGCAAUAAACUGUUGAAAAGACGUCCAUAGAGCUUUAUGACGUUUCGCGUACACACACUAGCGCACCAUUUGAUUUCACUGGCCGGACAAAAUUUAACCUCACUUUUUUUCGUGUACGUACACGCAAUACAUGCGCACGUAAAUAACUCUAUUUGCACUUGCUGGAACACACACACACACACGAACAGGCAGGACGAGCAGCUACAUUUAACUAGCUUAUAGUAAACGACUACAGCAAAGCGGAUAGCGGGAGUGAACACGGAAUGGAAUAAGCAAGCAAACAAUAAGCAAGAUUUGUGUCUGUAUAGUGCGAUAAGUCAAGCGGAUAAUAUACACACCACAACAUUGAAGAAUUACGAUGAAUGAAUUAUUAAGGUUUUAACUGAAAGCUCUAGCAAUUAUCACGGCAGGUGAGCUGAGAAAUGUGCAGCAAAAAAUAUAUAUCUAUCAGAAUGCGAUCAACAGUCAUUUUCUGUCUAAACAGCAUAUUAACGUAAAAAAAAGGACUAAUACUAUAUAUAUAUAUUCUAGAAGGGGUAGGGUAGUGUGGUGAGAGCGCGCACGCGUGACUUGUGAGUAGAAUGAGUGUGGCGCGCACUUGGUGUUCUAGAAGAGAGAGAAAGCCAGUGUGUAAAUGUUUUAGACGUAUAUUUAUAAAUCUAUUGGUACUAAAACAUUUUCCCGAAAUCCAACAAAGAAAAAAUCACUUCCUUGGGACAACCUGUUGCUUUGUUUUUUUUUUUUAUAAAUAUAUUUUCAUUUCUCGGUGAAACUUAUUGUUCUAUUCUGUAUGCGCGCAUUUAGUUCCUUCCGAACGCUUUUAUGUAUGUAUUUGGGCAUAUGUUCGUGCUAAAUCAAAACAAACAAAAAUUAAACAAAAAUCUUCUCAAAAUUAACCAAACGCUAAACAAUGUUGCUUUGAUGUCUAUCGAUACGAGUAAAAUUUUUAGCAAAAAUCAAACAAAUCGGCAAUGGUUCAAGCUGAAACGCAAAACACCCAAUUAUAAGAGGCAAACAUAGGAUUGUUGAACAGAAAACUAUAUAAAAAGCAAACCCCAAUUUGUGUGUAGAACCUAACGGAAUGCUCUUGUCUUUGAAGAAGAAAAAAACUAACAAUUCAUUGGAAAAUAGACUACAUGAAAAGUGACGUUGUGUACGAAGCAAGAAAAUAAAAACAAAAUAAAAAGAAGUGAAAGCAUUUACCAAUGCGGUAAACGGCAUGAGUCAAAUGGCGGAAGAGGAUUUUGCAGCAGAAGGAAAAGUCUAAACAAAGUCCAGGAGUGAAAACCCUUGUUAAUGUGAACUUCUUUUUCUCGAAUGUAUUUAAUAAAUUAUGCAUAUGAAUUCAA